This is a messenger RNA of Phycodurus eques (leafy seadragon), 492 nucleotides long. The transcript is spliced from 3 exons. Gene Ontology annotation, molecular function: protein histidine phosphatase activity. NCBI's taxonomy places the organism in Eukaryota, Metazoa, Chordata, Actinopteri, Syngnathiformes, Syngnathidae. The record is from RefSeq and is a predicted model, not a curated record. Gene Ontology annotation, cellular component: cytosol. Gene Ontology annotation, biological process: peptidyl-histidine dephosphorylation. The coding region runs from base 45 to 404 and encodes 119 amino acids.
CACGCUCGUCUGUAGUCACAACGUCAUAGAAAUAAACAGUAAGAAUGUCGGAGUCCCUGGCCGCAAUCCCCGAUGUGGAGAUCGAUCCAGAGGGAACCUUCAAGUACAUUUUGGUCCGAGUGAAAGUGAAAGACGGCCAUGUCAGCAAAGACAUUGUCCGCGGUACAAAAAGUGCAGAGUAUCACAAUCAUAUUUUUGAGAAGGUUAAGCCAGCCGUGGAGGCCUUGGGGAUGGAGUGUCAGUGCCUCGGUGGAGGGAAGAUAGAACACAAGAGUCAAGAGAAAAAAAUAAGGGUAUUUGGAGAGUCCACUGGUUUCGGUAAAGCAGACCAUUCCGUGUCAGCGGACAAGUUGAAGAGCGUCUUCGGCGACUACGAGAUCACCUGGAGUGACGACAAAAAAUAAGCUAAAUUCUUUACAUUUGCGCUCAUGAAAAAGCCAGGAGUCAAACUCUGUACUUGUUUAUUUUAUGUCAUAAAUGGAUCAAAUGCAA